Acipenser ruthenus (sterlet) is the source of this 1515-nucleotide messenger RNA. Its product is annotated as zona pellucida sperm-binding protein 3-like. Gene Ontology annotation, cellular component: extracellular matrix. The coding region runs from base 73 to 1485 and encodes 470 amino acids. Gene Ontology annotation, biological process: egg coat formation; positive regulation of acrosome reaction; binding of sperm to zona pellucida. Gene Ontology annotation, molecular function: acrosin binding. NCBI's taxonomy places the organism in Eukaryota, Metazoa, Chordata, Actinopteri, Acipenseriformes, Acipenseridae. The record is from RefSeq and is a predicted model, not a curated record. The transcript has 9 exons.
CCUGUACCUGUUCUGACGUAUAAAUUGGCCUGUGGCUGGUUGGAGUUUAUCAUUUUGGUAUAGAUUUACAAAAUGGUCGUUGAAGGGAAAAUGCAUGUUUGUAUCGCCGUGUUAUUGUGUAUUUUAUGGGCUGCUCGGUGCUCCAGCUACCGUAGUCAUUUCGAAGACACCAAAGAAGUCUUCCACAAACAACGUCCGAAAGCGGCUGUGUUUUACGAAAGAGUGUCAACGAAGUACCUCCAAAACGGCGCUUCUCCUGACCCGGCUCGGUACCGGAGCGCGGGCUGGGGCGUUUCUUCGCUGGCCACCGUCAAGGUGCGAUGCGGUCAAGCUAGUAUGGCCAUCAACAUCAGCGCCGAUCUCUUCAGUAACGGCCGCCGGGUCAGUGGCGGCGAUAUCCGGCUAGGACGGGACCCCGCCGCCUCGGGGGCUUGCAGACCGGCUGUAAACAUCGUUGCUUCUGCUUACUUUCUCAUUGACACCUCGCUGCAAGCAUGCGGAAGCUCUCUGCUUAUGACGUCAGACAAACUGGUCUACACCAACGUGCUGGUUUACUCUCCUUCUGCUAAUGACGUCAUCGUGAGAACCAACGGCGCCGUCAUCCCUAUCGAGUGCCACUAUCGGAGGAAACACAACGUCAGCAGCCAGGCGGUCAAGCCGACCUGGAUCCCGUUCAGCUCCACCCAGUCCGCCGGGAAUAUCCUGGAAUUCUCCCUUCGGCUCAUGAGCGAUGACUGGGUCACUCCCAGGAUCUCCAACGCGUUCUACCUGAACGACCCGGUCCGAAUCGAAGGCUCAGUCAGCACCCAGAACCACCUUCCCAUGAGGCUGUUCAUCGACCGCUGUGUGGCGACACUCCGCCCCGAGCAAGACUCCAGCCCGCGCUACGUCAUCAUCGACUACAACGGCUGCCUGGUGGACGGUUCUUCUCCCGACUCCAGCGCUGUGUUCCGCUCCCCGCGGAUCCAGCAGGAGACUCUGCAGUUCAGUGUGCCGGCGUUCCGGUUCCACAGGGAGGCGAGCAGCCUGAUAUACCUGACCUGUCACCUGAGGGUCACUGCAGUGGAUGCGUCCCCCGACUCUGCCAGCAAAGCCUGCUCCUUCAACAAGGCUGUGAACAGCUGGUCCGCAGUGGAGGGCUCUCCUGGGGUGUGUUCCUGCUGUCGGACUGGGAGCUGUCCGUCCUCCAGGGCUCGAGUGAGGAGGGACCUGCAGCCUGUGCUUGAGCUGACUGAAGCAGACGCUACUCUGGGACCCCUGGUGAUCCAGGACUCCUUCCCAGCAGAGGUGAUCCGGGAAUCCUUCCCAGUAGAGGAGACCCCAGGGCUGGGCGACCCCGUCUUCAGAGCGGAGGAGAGGAAGGGGGAAGGUUCUGCGGGCUCCAGCACGGUUCUGCUCGGUGCUGCUCUCUUGACUGCGGUGUCUCUCCUCAUCCUCUUCCUCCUGUACCGUAAACACAACCGCGUGGAAAGCGAAUGCUUGUGACUGAGAAAAUAAAAACUGUGGAGAGCGUCA